This is a messenger RNA of Pogona vitticeps (central bearded dragon), 701 nucleotides long. It is a transcript of the gene BORCS7, whose product is annotated as BLOC-1 related complex subunit 7. NCBI's taxonomy places the organism in Eukaryota, Metazoa, Chordata, Lepidosauria, Squamata, Agamidae. The record is from RefSeq and is a predicted model, not a curated record. Gene Ontology annotation, cellular component: BORC complex.
UUUUCGCUUGCCGUCUUGCGGCGUAUCCGAGGCGACGGACCAGCUUGCUUUGAGUAGGUAACUAGUUCUCCUUUGUGUUCGUAAAAUGGCAGCAGCUGCAGCAGGGAGCGCUGCUGAUGUUCAGGCCCGUUUCGGCCAUUCGGUGAAGGGGCUGCUGACCGAGAAGGUGACCAGCUGCGGUACAGAUGUUAUUGCCCUCACCAAACAGGUGUUGAAGGGCUCCAGGAGCGCCGAGUUCUUAGGACAGGCUGCAAGAAACAUGGUGAUGCAAGAGGAUGCCAUCCUCCACUCAGAAGAUAGUUUAAGGAAAAUGGCCAUUAUAACUACUCACCUGCAAUACCAGCAAGAAGCUAUUCAGAAAAAUGUUGAACAGUCUUCAAAUCUGCGCGAUCAAUUAAGACAUCUUUUGAAAUGAUGGGAGACUGGUGCGUGGUAUUAAUGAGCAGCUACAAACUGAUGGGGGAAAACACGUAUAGGAGGACCACCUACCCCUGUUCUUUCUCCAGCUUUAGCAAAGGCACUUUUGGGACUGACUACUGACAUAGUCUAGAAGACAUCUGUCAGUUGUGAGGAUACAAAUUUGAUAUUGCUUCACAUAUUAGACGUUGGCUUUGAAAUGGAGGAGGCAGUUAAUUGUUUGGUUGCCUACAUUGCUUUUGUAUCUCAUUGUAUUUAAUUAAAGACUUUAAUCCUAACUUUCA